This is a messenger RNA of Aspergillus lentulus, 741 nucleotides long. NCBI's taxonomy places the organism in Eukaryota, Fungi, Ascomycota, Eurotiomycetes, Eurotiales, Aspergillaceae. The record is from RefSeq and is a predicted model, not a curated record.
AUGGCAGACCUUUUCCGAAAGCUUUUUCUUUUUGGGGACGCUCAAAUUCCACCCCCAACCCACAUCAAUGUUGCUGUUACUGUCUCAUCAUCCACGCUACACAAACAUGGUUCCGACGAUGAAUUUUACAUCACCCUUGAGGCAACCCUUCCUCAAACCCUGAAUACGCCUGACAAGCCGCUUACUAUCCUUGUAUUUGGCACGCUCCUUGACCCUAGCGGCAUAGCCCUUUAUGAAAAUGGCUUUAACUUUAUUAAUAUCAACACAGGCGCUCCUGCGAAGCGUCCAAGCCUGACCAAACAUUAUAGCUUUGGUGGGAUGUCUGAUAUCCCCAUCGAACCCCAGUUUGAGCGAUAUUUUGUCACCCUUCAGCCUGGCGUGCCUCACCAAGUGAGAUUUACCUUAUGGCCCUGUCCCAGGAACCAGCAACACAAUAAAGACAACCCUGAGCGGCUUAGAGCUGCGUGUGGGGAGCUACUUAUAACUAAUGAGGAUGAGGCCAUAGUUGCUGCAGGCUUUUCUCAAGUCACAUAUUUGGAAGUGGGAUCGACAUAUCGUGUUGAGUUUGGGAAUAAGCUGAACCUGGUACCCUGGUAUCGAUAUGGGCUAAAGGAGCAGGUUCUGGAGGGACAGGGUGCUGGAGUUCGUGUGAAGCAACAGCGAGAGCUAGUAGGGGACAGUGAGAUGCAACCAAUAUCCCUAGUGAUGCAGGGUUCUGCUAGCUUCACUGUCGAAGAGUAG